Humulus lupulus (European hop) is the source of this 1284-nucleotide messenger RNA. RefSeq lists its product as uncharacterized. The transcript is spliced from 4 exons. The record is from RefSeq and is a predicted model, not a curated record. Lineage: Eukaryota; Viridiplantae; Streptophyta; Magnoliopsida; Rosales; Cannabaceae. The coding region runs from base 1 to 1284 and encodes 427 amino acids.
AUGGAUGGAAAACAGCAAAUUGAACACAUUUUUUCAAAGAAGAACAUCAAAGAUCGAAUAAGUUACUGUGUUCGAUUAAUUGCUUCAGAUGAUUGUAUUCGCUUUCUUGUACGACAAGGUCUUGCAUUUCGUGGUCAAGAUGAGUCCCAAGAGUCUAAUAAUCAAGGUAACUUUCUCGAACUUCUAACGUUUCUUGCUAAUCAUAAUGAGGAAGUUAGACUUGUUGCUUUAAAAAAUGCUCCUGAGAAUCUUAAACUGGCUUCAUCAAAGAUUCAGAAGGACAUUGAACAAAUGAUUGUAAUGUUUCGUUAUGUGGACAAGAGAGGGUGUGUGAUUGAGCGAUUCAUCAGUAUUGAACAUGUUCCUAAUACCAUUGCGAUCUCACUUAAGAUAGCAAUUGAUAAGUUUUUUUCAAAGCAUCGGUUGAGCAUAUCCAAAUUACGAGGUCAAGGGUAUGAUGGAGCUAGUAACAUGAGUGGAGAGUUUAAUGGUUUGAAAAGUAUUGUCAUGAAGGAGAAUGAAUGUGCUUUUUUUGUCCAUUGUUUUGCUCAUCAACUACAAUUAGCACUCCUGAGUGUGGCAAAGAAACAUGAUUUAAUAGGUACUUUUCUCACUGUAGUGUCUAAUGUGGUGAAUGUUUUUGGAGCCUCAUCUAAGCGUCAUGACAUUCUGCGGGAAAAACAAGCUCUCAAAGUCAUCAAAGCCUUAAAAGGUGGAGAACUUUUGAGUGGAAGAAGCCAAAAUCAAGAAAUGAUAGAUUUACAGCUACAAGAGCUAAAUAGUCGUUUUAAUGAGGCUAAUACUGAGUUGUUACUUUGUUUAGCGUGCUUAACUCUAGCUAAUUCAUUUUCUGCUUUUGACAAGGGAAAGUUAAUCUGUCUUGCUCAACUUUAUCCAUGUGAUUUUUCUACAAUGGAUAUAAAGCUACUAGAAUAUCAACUUCAAACAUAUGUUGAUGAUAUGCGUUCUCAUGUCAAGUUUUCAGCUUUGAAAGGGAUGGUUGAUCUUUCUAAGAAACUAGUUGAGACACAAAAGGAUAAGGUAUAUCAAUUGGUUUAUUUGCUUAUUAAAUUGGCAUUAACGCUUCCAGUUGCAACAACUUCGGUAGAAAGAGCAUUCUCUGUAAUGAACAUUGUGAAUCAUCAAAUGCACAACAAAAUAAGAGAUCAAUGGUUGAAUGAUAGCCUCACUGUGUAUCUUGAGAAUGAUGUAUUCAAUGCUAUUGAUAAUGAGCCUAUUAUUCAUCGUUUUCAAAACAUGAAAUCUCAUCGAGGACAACUUUAA